This is a messenger RNA of Mytilus californianus (California mussel), 1697 nucleotides long. RefSeq names its product something about silencing protein 10-like. The coding region runs from base 61 to 1599 and encodes 512 amino acids. The record is from RefSeq and is a predicted model, not a curated record. The transcript is spliced from 16 exons. Gene Ontology annotation, biological process: maturation of SSU-rRNA from tricistronic rRNA transcript (SSU-rRNA, 5.8S rRNA, LSU-rRNA). Gene Ontology annotation, cellular component: nucleolus; small-subunit processome. Lineage: Eukaryota; Metazoa; Mollusca; Bivalvia; Mytilida; Mytilidae.
AUUCCGGAAGUAUAUACUAAAGAAAAACAAAACCACGUGUGAAGUUAAAAAACAUUGAAAAUGCCCAAAAAGAGAAAAGGAGGGAAAGAAAAAGUAGCUGUAUAUAACAGUGAUGAUGAAGAUACUUUCAGUAAAGGGAAUGAGCCAGAUCCUACAUCUGAGGAGUAUUUUAUGGAUGAUAUUGAUGAAUUCCAUGCUAAAAAGGACAAGGUUUUGCUAGGAAAAGGAAUACAAGAUGAUGUUGACAUGGAAUCAGAAUCUGAGGAUGAAGUUUUGGGUCUUGUUGAUAGUGAUGAAAGUGAUGAAGAAAUAAGAAACUAUCAACACCAGUUACGUCAAAUUAAAAGAUUGAAGAAAAAAGAUGCCAUGGGAAGUGAUUUGGAAGAAGAGGAGGAUGAAGAAGCUGGCUUACCAGACUCCAAAGCUUGGGGAAUAAAAAAGUCAAAGUAUUAUGGUGGAGAUGUUGAAGAUGAAGAUUUGGAUCUGUCAGGUUCCGAAGAUGAAGAAGCAGCUGCAGUAAUGGAAGAAAAGGAAGCUCUGGCUCUACAGAAAAAGAUGGCAGCAGAACUUGAUGAACAGGACUUUGAUUUAGACAUAUUUAAAAAAACAAAAGUUGUUGAGGAAAAAGACAAAGGAGAAGAGAAGAUUAUUAAAGAUUUGACGAAACUAUCAAAACAGGAAAAAAUUAAGCUGUUAAAGAAAGAAUCACCUGAACUGAUGACACUGAUUGAAGAUUUUAAAGUAAAGAUGACAGAGGUUAAAGACAUUUAUCAUCCCCUUUUGACCCUAGUUAAGGAAGGAAAAAUACAAGGCAAAGCUGCGGAAUAUGUGGAAACAAAGUUUAAACUGUUACUCAAUUAUUGUACAAACAUAAGCUUCUAUAUGAUGUUAAAAUCAACGCAAGUACCUGUGCAGAAUCAUCCAGUCAUUAAAAGACUAGUACAACACAGGAAUUUAAUGAAGCAGUUGGAACCAGUUGAUGACAAGGUCAGACCAGAGAUUGAGGACAUUUUAGAAAAGUUAAACAAAGGAGAGGAAAUUCACUUUGCAGAACCUGCAUCUUCACAGAAGACUUUCAUUAGGAGGAAGCUAUCAAAACAAAGCAGAGAUAGGAUAGAGCAAAAGAAAUUAAGUGAAUUGAUCUCUGAAUCGGAGGAAGAUGAUGAAUCUGCUCUACAAUCAAAUAAGAAGAAGAAGAAUUCAACAGACAAAAGAUAUGAAACGAAAGAUGAGAAAGAUGCUUUAGAGUAUUACAAUAUGAUGAAAUCAAGGGGAAAAGGUCAAAGUGAUGAUGAGGAACUGGAUGAGGGAACAAUGAAUGGUAUGGAAGACAUGAAUAAUGAUGAAAAUGUUGGGGAUGAUGAUGAAUUUGAGGGUAAAAGAAAAGUUACAUAUCAGAUUGAGAAAAAUAAGAAUAUACAGAUAAAGAAGAAAAAGGAAGAUAGAAACCCAAGAGUUAAACUAAGGAACAAGUUUAGAAAGGCCAAGAUUAGGAGAAAGGGACAGGUCCGAGAGGCUCGUACAGAAAUGAAUCGUUAUGGUGGUGAAGUGUCUGGCAUCAGAGCUGGUAUAAAGAGAAGUGUGAAAAUAAAAACUUGAUUAAUUAGAAAACAUUUUAUCAUGUUAGUGUAUCAGAAUCGUCAUCAGUUGUAAUGUAAUAUAACUGAAACCUUAUGUUAUUAAAAUGUAUUAUUGUU